GGUGUUGCUGCUGCUGCUCACGGGGAUGUCGGACGGAGAGGUCGCUGCUCGUAGCCACUCCCUGUGUCCACUGUGGCCAGUGAAAAACAGAGAGAUGAAGUGAACGUGCCCCUUCCGAACCUGAGGCGAGAGCACAGCCAGUCACACAACGGCCUGGUGUGCGGUCAACGUCCCUCCCCUCCCACCGAUCCACUUUGAUGGUCGGCAGUGAGACGCCAGGCACCAGAACGCUCGGGUCACCAUGCGGAAGAAUAUAGUCGUUAACUUAAUCUGCGAGGUGGCGCUAAGAUUAUUCCUGUUUGCAGUAUUCCUGAUUACUGAGACAUUGACUCCAUUCCACCGGAUCAUCCACCCGGAGGAAAUGUGGCUAUACAAGAAUCCCCGGAGCGAGCGGGAUACUGUCCCCACCUGGCACAUGUUUGCCAUUUCAUUCUUGACUCCAUUGAUGGUGAUCCUGCUGAUGAAGGUGUUGAAUCGCUCGGAAAAUGGGGAUGUGAAGGAGGGUUGUCUAGCUGCCUCCCUGGGUCUGGUUCUAAAUGGAGUGAUCACAAACACUUUGAAACUCGUGAUUGGAAGACCACGUCCGGAUUAUUUUUACCGCUGCUUCCCAGAUGGAGUGGUAACGGAGGACAUGCAAUGUACCGGUGACCCCGGCUCCAUCAUGGAGGGCCGGAAGAGCUUUCCCAGUGGUCACUCCUCCUUUGCGUUUGCUGGGCUGGGCUUCACUAGCUUCUACCUGGGAGGGAAGCUGCACUGUUUUACAUCGAGGGGCCGUGGUAAAGGCUGGAGGUUGUGUGCCACACUGCUGCCCGUCUACAUCGCAGCCAUGAUCGCACUGUCCCGCGCCUGUGAUUACAGACACCACUGGCAAGAUGUCGUGGCUGGUUCCCUGAUUGGCUUGACGGUGGCAUACACCAGUUACCGGCAGCACUACCCAUCCCUGUCUGACCAGGACUGUCACAAACCCUAUCCGAAGACCAAGCUGUCUACAACUCAGGAGCGGAAACUCUCCAACCCUGCUUUCAAACUGGACGUAUAGAGAGCCAGCGCUUCAGGGAUGUGGCCCAGGAAACAUCCAGCCUCUCCUCGCCGUGUAAACUCGCUUCUCCUUUUAUUUUUGGGACAGGGUUUGUGGGCGGGGGGGGGGGCAACAUUUGCACAUAUUUAUAAUGGGACCUUGUGCAGCACUGUAAUAAGUGCACAUAUGACUGACACACGCACUUACAUGUACACACACGUACACCUGCACGUACACACGCACACACACACACACGCGUACACACAAUAUGUGUGCAAAGAAAGGGAAUUAAAUGGACCAGCAAGACACCCGAGCAUUCAGAUUUAAUUAGUUCAUGAAGUUAAUGCGACUGAUUUCCCCCCACCUUUUUUUAAAAUUAUCAACGUAAAUCUUUUAUUGUUCAAAUAAUGCUCGCAUCUAAAAAUUCACAAAUAAAAUCCAGAUCAUUCCAAGGCAAUGAUACAUCAUGGUUGUAAAAAGUAAGUGCGUUUCUGAAGGUGCUGAGGAUUUGAGUGCAGGAAUGUGCUGAACCGACAUGUUCUGGAGAGUUAACAUCAGUGCCCCAUCUGAACAUUACACCGUACUGUACUCACAGGGACUAGCGCCUGGUGUUCACUCCCCAGAAUAAGAAUGGAGGGAUCUCCUGUGACCAGGGGUUCAGGUCUGUGGGUUUAAUCAGAGUUUGUGUCAUUCCAGCCUCGGAUUCCCCCUGAGGUGUCCCAGUGUAAGCCCUGUUCUGCUCAGUCACCCACAGACCAUGCUGGGAAAGCUGAGCAAUUUUCCUCACUGACCCCCACCCUGAUCACUCCCUCGUCAUUUUGACUGGUGCCCGGAGUUCACUUCCAAGUCAGCCCAGACACAAAUGCAGUCAGAAACCUUUUUCCAAUUGCCCCAAAUGAGGUUUAUACAAACAUUAAACCUAGGAGCAGGCCAUGAAAACCCUUGAGUGUGCUCUGCUAUUCAACACCAUCUGCCUCAACGUCACGUUCCUGACCUUUCAACCCGUUUCAGACUGAAAAUCAGUCCGUGUGCUGCUCCUAUUUAUUCAGUGUCUUGGUAUCCCCCGCCCACUGGGGAAGUAAACUCGGCAGAUCUCAUUUCUGCCACGCCUCAUCCUAAAACUGUGCCCUUUUAGAGGUACAGCUCUCGUGUGAGCCAAACUCGGGCACCCACAGCCCCUCACAACACGUCUGUGCAGCCAGUUUUCAAAAGAACCUUUGCCUGUCACCUGUGGCACUCGUUUUCAUGAGACACUUGCUCACCCCCAUCAGCAAGACGUGACAUGGGUUAUGGAGGUGGGAACAAAACACACCGCAGUACGGGCUGUAUCAGUGUUGAGACGGUUCUGUCCGAGAGAUGGGUGGCAGGCUGCUUCUCCGUUCUGCCAGGCACUUCUCAUGCUGCUUCCUGGGGUAAACUCCAGCUGAAGCUGUCUCCCUUGAGGAACUUGAGGGUUGUUUCUGGGACUGAACCCAACCAUUGCAGCCUUGCUGACCAGAGAUGGGACCAUGCAUACAGAGCCCCUCGCUGGGCUUUGCUUCCUGACCUGACCACACUGCUGCGUAUGUGGAAUUGGCAUUGCAUCGUGUAUUUUGUACAGUGUUUUGGGGGGUGGGGGAGGAGCCAUUUCUUCUUGUGGGUGGGGAUGUCGUGUGGUUCCAAUGGCCAGAGAGCAGCCUGUUGACAUUCGGUGCGCUGCAGGUCAGUGUGUCUCUGCUGUGCUGUGUCCAGGGAAGGGGUGCCCAAUGUGCAGCGCAAUUUGGGAGGGGUGGGAUGCUUGGAUAUGACAGCAAGGUCCAAAUGUAUCCAAGCUGAGGACUUGGUUCAGUGCAGUGACUAACAGUCACACAGACAUGCACACAUCUCUUUCGCAACCCCGCCAUCUCCACAGCCCCACAAAGCUACAACAUUGCACAGAAGGUAACCGCCCAGUGUGGGGGGGGACCUGUUCCUGACCCUCCUGUUGAUGGCAGGCGCACGGAUCUUAUCAUUGCUCUCCAGCAGAUAGGCUACUGCCUAGACUAGGCACUGAAAUUGUUCCCCUCCUCUUUCACCACCUUCAUCUCUGACUGCCCAUCUGGAAGGUCUCAAAGAGAGGUCCUGGCCAGCUGCAGGGUACAUACUCUGGAGAGCUGUACCAUCUUCCCACCUGCUUUGCACAGCAACUUCUGUUCCCCGUCUCAACUACCCAGAGAAUUUGACCCAGCACCAACCUUGCUGCUACUUUGAAGUUCCAAAGGGGUGCAGUCCCACAGGCAGAGGAAGGCUGAAGCAGCACAUUGUUGUGCUGUUGGUGUUAACCUCCCGCCAGCCUCUGCGCUGGGUGGGCUGCAGGAACCAAGUAUUGUGUUUGUCAGCUAUGUCUUGUACUGUAAAUAUCCAGGGGGCCGACUGUAAUGUGGUCCAGAUCUGUGUUAUGUCCCACACACCACCUGCAGCAAAUAAUGUCAGGUCAAACCUGUGUAUUCAUGGAAAGUAUUCUGUUUUGUGUUGAAAUAAAACAAAGACUGAAGAAGG
Messenger RNA from Hemiscyllium ocellatum (epaulette shark), 3535 nucleotides. RefSeq names its product phospholipid phosphatase 4-like. Bases 242 to 1039 code for a protein of 265 amino acids. The transcript has 9 exons. The record is from RefSeq and is a predicted model, not a curated record. NCBI's taxonomy places the organism in Eukaryota, Metazoa, Chordata, Chondrichthyes, Orectolobiformes, Hemiscylliidae. Gene Ontology annotation, biological process: phospholipid metabolic process. Gene Ontology annotation, molecular function: phosphatidate phosphatase activity.